Corythoichthys intestinalis (scribbled pipefish) is the source of this 5624-nucleotide messenger RNA. Its product is annotated as 12-(S)-hydroxy-5,8,10,14-eicosatetraenoic acid receptor-like. The record is from RefSeq and is a predicted model, not a curated record. Gene Ontology annotation, molecular function: G protein-coupled receptor activity. Gene Ontology annotation, cellular component: membrane. NCBI's taxonomy places the organism in Eukaryota, Metazoa, Chordata, Actinopteri, Syngnathiformes, Syngnathidae. Bases 656 to 1654 code for a protein of 332 amino acids. The transcript is spliced from 4 exons. Gene Ontology annotation, biological process: G protein-coupled receptor signaling pathway.
CAUUCGGAAAAGCUGUCCGGACUUGUCGAGUGAGGAGGCAUGCCUCCUUUUCUUCCCUGAGGAACACCGCAUUCCUCGCAGCUUCUCCUUCCACAUCGGUCACAAAAUAAAUCACCAGCUCCACCGUCAAUUCCCAGGCAUCCCAUAAGCAGGUCCCGCUGCGGCGGCUGUACACUGGGCCGGCCGGGCCCACGGUGACUCACCUCCUGGGGCUAUAAGGAGGAGCCCUGAGCGGAGCGCAGAAACCAGUUGCGCCACUCUCCCGCUGUGAAUCAGUUCCAGAGUUGAAGCUUGCUGGCGUGAACAGAAGCUAAACAAGCGGGACCCCAAUUCAGCCAGGCUGGACCCCUUACCUACCUGGAACUUCAUACCCAAAGGGGUAUCCAUCCUGGUAAGAAAACAACUCGUGAAUUUGCUCUGCAUUCCAUCGAAGGAACCAGUCGGACUGGAAUCGGGAGUUUUAUGAUAAGGAUUUUCUUGUCAACUUGAUGCCUGCGAGUGGGUUGUAUGUUCAGACUGGAGACCCCAUUACCCACUUUUGAGAACCUGAAAACUGCAACUCAGACAAGGGCAGGCAACAUUUUUUCGACUCGACCCAACCCAGGACACCACUUUUUACGGCUUCUUCCUUGAGAGAAGCUCUCCCGCCACCACCAUGGCUAACGGCUCCAGGUAUCAACUCAUCGAGGACUGUGAGGCUACGCACGAGUCUCUCUACAAGUUCUACGCCGCCAUCAUGAUCAUCAUCGUCAUCCUGGCGGUACCUCUCAACGCCUCUGUCCUGCACCUCUUCAUCUUCAAGCUAAAGUUCUGGAAGUCCAACACCAACAAUAUCUUCCUAUUCAACCUGGUCCUGGCCGACAUCCUGCUGCUCUUCAGCCUGCCCAUCAAGGCGUACAACUUCAUUCAGGGUGAGCGGCGGAGCGGCAACGACGCAGUGUGCAAGGCCAUGCUCUUCAUGUUUUUCCUCAACCGGGGCGCUAGCAUCGCCUUCCUCACCGUCACGUCCAUCGACCGCUACUUCAACGUUGUGCACCCGGGUCGGAAGAACCUGCUGAAGGCUCUCAAGAAGUCGCCGCACAUCUCCAUCUUCAUCUGGGUGCUGCUUCUGCCACUCACCAUCCCCACCAUGCUCAAGAACUUUGACUGCUGCAACAGUCAUAAGACCAGCAAGGAUGACACUCUGAUUAAGGACGUAGUGGACAGCUUACGAGAAGCCGUCUUCUUCACGCAGAUCCUCAUCCCCUUCGUCAUCCUGGUCUACUGCACCGUGCGCAUCGUCAACCGCCUGCGCAAGAAGACAGUGGGCGACAAAACCAAACUCAGGCGAGCCGUCUUCGUGGUCACCGCGGUCAUGGUGGUCUUCUCUCUCUGCUUCCUGCCAUGCACCAUCGCACGGAUGGUCCUGCUAGUGGCCCGGGUCGAGGAGUGGCGCGAGUCCGCCCAGGAUAAAGCCACCGUUGCCUUUGACGGCCUCCUGGUUUUAUCCUACUUGGACUGCCUGUUGGAUCCGCUCAUUUACUGCUUCUGCAGCACAAAAUUCAAAGUGCUGUACUUGUCCAAUUAUUUCCCAUUCUUGCUGAAAGACGGCGAGAUGGCGACGGACAGCUCUACGGCGCACACGUCCAACCCUAAACGCAACAAUGUCAUCUGAAUGAUGAUGUGGAUUUUGUUGGCGAAAGUGGGCGCCGGUUAAGCGGUACAAUGGAGAACUUUCGAGGGAGCGGUUUGGAAAACUGCAAAAACGCGGAUUCGUGUAACGCAUCAAAACACAAACAACUAUGCCUUCAGAUAUGAGUAAAACGACUCGAAUCAUGACUUGUGUUGCACUGACUCAGAUACUGGUAUGGAAAUGAGUUUAUCACCAGUAGACGUCCAAUCUGUGUGAAGUGGGAGGGUUCAAUUGUUGCCAAUACUACCAAUUCAAAUGGAUUGGACGUCUAGCGCAGUCAGUGGCAGCCAAUGAGUUAAGCAGUCUCUAACCAAGCUAUGAUAUUACAUUCAAGUGGUAUGCAGUAAAUUAGUAUUUAAAAAAAUAAAAAUGUAUUGGCCCAAAAUGUUUUUUGCACGUUAUAGUGUGAGUUUAGGAACAAACUGAACUCAUAUCUCAAGGCAUCACUGUAUAUACUCAGGGCUGCUGACUACUUUUUGUUACUAGAAACACAGUGAAUCCCUAACUUGAAAUUUACGGGCACAUGCUAUAAAUGAACUCGCAAUGUAUAUAUUCAUAUUUUUGGUGUACUGUAUUGCUGAAAUAUACUUUGGCAAAAAAAUAAACUACAAUGUUGCAAAUUCACAAUUUAUGGUGCAAGUUUAGAUUUAACAAAAGCAGAGUAAAUACGUCUUAACCCGAAAUAUUGUAGUUAUUAGCUACGCAUGACGGCGAUCAUUCUUUGUCUUUUUUUUUUCAUUCAAAAUAGUCUUUAUUUGGUGUCAUUUUCAAUGUUAUUCUUUUUUAGCGAUCUUUCAUUUUCUAUUUAUCACUUUUUAUAAUUCAAAAUCUGCAUUUCUUUGUAUUGAUAUCUCAAUUUUUUUAUUUAAAAAAAAAAAAAAUUAUAGUCCAUUUUUAUAAAUACAACUGCGACAUAACUACCGUAUUGGCCCGAGUAUAAGACGGUGUUUUUUUACAUUGAAAUAACACUGAAAAAGAGGGGGUCGUCUUAUAUUCGCGAUCUAGACAUUAUACCCACGCUAGAUGGCGCCAGAUAUCAUUGAAGCGAUGUUCUGUCAUGACAAAUCUCAGCUACUCUGAAGUUUAACCAGUUUGCAUUAUUUUAUUGCAAUGUUUUUCCUUAUUCAGAUUUGUUUCAAGACUACUGUUACAGUUAGACUUCCCUUUGAUGGUUAAUGCAGCUAUUGCAAUUUUGUUGUUUUAUCACAAUAGAUUGGUUUAUUUACAUUUCAAAAACCAGAAGCCAUUCAUUUACGAAUGUGAUUGCACUUUAGUUUACAUAUUUAAAUGUUCAGAUAUUAAGAUUUGAAUGAGGCAAAAUAACAUGCUUUUUCUCUCAAAUAUAUUGUUAUUGUAUUGUUCUGUAAUUAUUUUCUGUAUAAAAAUUAAUUUGGUGUUCAAAAAGUCUUUUUUCAAACUUGAGUCUUGAAAAAGAGGGGGUCGUCUUAUAAUCAGGGCCGUCCUAUAUUCGGGCCAAUGCGGUACUAUUCAUGUCUUCAGUGUCCAUUUUUUCAACAUCUUUUUUUUUUUGUUUUGUUUUUUUUUUGUUUUUAUAACAAUGACAUAUUUUACACUAUUAUUUUACGCUUUGGAUAUCAGUGUUGUAACAAUAUGUCCGGUGCAGUAAAGAGGAAGUAAAAAUGUGAGUUUGCGUUUGACAAACAUGACGAAAAAAUCAACAAUCCCAAAUGAGUUUUAUGAAUGGUGAAAUUGUGCAACAAGAAAAGGUCCUGAUAGGAAGACCGUUUUAGAUAACGUCACUUUGGAUUACUGAUGGUGAUAGACGUUCAAACGUGCUCUUUUCAUCAGAUUAGUCCAACCCAUUUGAACUGGGAGGGUGGCUGCGAAUGAACAUUUGUCCUUUCGUGAGGUAGACUCAAUGGAAGUCAGCUUUCCUCCAGGAAGGUUAAAAGAUGUUUAUAAUUUACUAGCGUUGCACUGAUAAUUGGAAUCGGAAGUUGCCACGAACGGCAGUAAAAUGCAGGUAUCGGAGUACAAAGGAAUAAUUUACCGAUACUGCGCAGUAUGUAGUCUUUGAGAUUUCUCCUAUCGCUGAUUGUCCUUCCAAAGAUUCCAAAGAUUUUCAGACAAUAAGCCGCUUCUUUUUUCCUUCAUUUGUAAACAUGUGGCUUAUAGUCCCGUGCUGUUUAUUUGUUGAUUUAUUUGUGUUAAUAGGUAACACUUUAUUUGACAGUGGUGUCAUAAGACUCAUAAGACUGUCAUAAUUAUGACAUGAUACUAUCCUGGGCAUUACUGAAUGCCAUUAAGUGUCAUCCGGCAAGUUAUGCCACUAACCCCAUUUAGGUCCAUCUUAGAUCUUUUACAUCCAUUCAAAAGUGAGAUGAUUUGCCAAAUAACACUAAAUGACAUCUGUUAUAAGCAUUCAUAAAUGCUUAUGGAAGUGUCAUAUCCUAAUUAUGAUUGUCUAAUAACAAUCUUAUGGUGCCACUGUCAAAUAAAGUGUUACCAAAUGCCAUAAGUAGCAAUUAAUGAAACAAGUGGAACAGCAACUGAAGAAAUAAUUAGCACAGAACAUGAUUUUCGAUUGCUAUUUACAUCUGAAGCACUGCAAUGCAUGUUUGGAGGCAUGUUGCACAACAACAGUGUUGACAGCAGGUGGCAGCAGUGGUUGACUGUCUCCCCCAAGGGAGCAGUGAUGGCCAAAUGAAGCUUCUUGAAGCAAUGAAGCUUUGCAGCCAGGUGGUUUAAAGCUUCAUGGUGGUUCAUUUGGUCUUAUGACAGUCGUUUGAUGCCGUUGUCAAAUAAAGUGUUACCGGUUGGUGUUAAUAUCCCAUGAUACAGUGAGGACAGCUGCAGCUUAUAGUCCAGUGAGGCUUAUCUAUGAACAGAAAUGCAAUUUUCGUGCCAAAUUUGGUGGGUGGCGGCUUUUAGUCAGGUGCGCCUUAUAGAGCGAAAAUUAUGGUAAAGACAAAUAUGCCACAGCAAAAGUCAUCUGAGUGCUUUACGCCAUACAUAAAAAAUAGAUGCUAAAAGUUAGCUCCAAUGGAUUUCUAUUAGGGUUGUUCCGAUCAUGUUUUUUUGCUCCUGAUCCGAUCCCGAUCGUUUUAGUUUGAGUAUCUGCCGAUCCCGAUAUUUCCCGAUCCGAUUGCUUUUUUUUUUGCUCCCAAUUAAAUUCCAAUCAUUCCCGAUAAUUUUUCCCGAUCAUAUACAUUUUGGCAAUGCAUUAAGAAAAAAAUGAAUAAAACUCGGACGAAUAUAUACAUUCAACAUACAGUACAUAAGUACUGUAUUUGUUUAUUAUGACAAUAAUUCCUCAAGAUGGCAUUUACAUUAUUAACAUUCUCUCUGUGAGAGGGAUCCACGGAUAGAAAGACUUGUAAUUCUUAAAGGAUAAAUGUGACUUUGUAUAUUGUGACUAAAUAUUGCCAUCUAGUGUAUUUGUUGAGCUUUCAGUAAAUGAUACUGUAGCCAUUUAACUUCUGCCCAAAUGCAUGAUGGGAAGUGCAACCAUGACUGUGCGUCGAGGUACCAAUUGAUAUAUCUUCUCUGCGUUGGGAAAUAACAGGGUGUUAAGAAAAAGAUCAAUUACUACCUUUCUUCCCCACAUUGCUUCCCACGAUUAUUCUAAUUGUUGGGAGAGGGAUUGUAAGGCUUUAGCCAUUUAAAAAAGGCUCCAAAGGCUGCCAAAAUUCUCUCUACUCAUUUUACGCUGCCUUUUAGCUCUAUAUGCUGUAUGGGUAAAAUGGCGCCAUUAUAGAUUGAACGCGACAAUGCGUGAGUGGGUCGUGCAGCGAAUGCGUUAAUUGCGUUAAAUAUUGUCACGUGAUAAAUGUCAUAAAUAUUCUCGCCGUUAACGCGAUAAAUUUGAUAACCCUACCUUAAGCUUAAACUAAAGACUCUGAAAGAGUGUAACACAUUAUGUCUGUUACGUUAAAUACAAUUAGAAAACGAUUUAAUCAAAAUAUAUAUAUAUUUUUUUUAAAUAUUUUUU